UUUGGAGGUGGCAUCAAAAUGGUGGACCGAAAUGGAUGUUUACUUUAACUUCUAAACAACAACAAAGGCAAAUAAUCAAGUACAGCUAAAUAUUGGCCUGGAGAAACAUCAUUAUGGCUUCUAAAGAGAAAAUCAAGAAGAAGUUGCCGAAAGUGGCUAUCAGUAUAAAGCCUAAAGAAAAAAAAGUAGAGGUUCCUCCUAAAGAAGAAACAAGAGAUCCUUUAAAAGUUAUUAGUGCACCAGAAGAAAAUAUUUUGGACUCGACAGAUAAGGACAAUGAAAACACAGGUGAAUCAACUGCUAAGUACAAGAAGGCCAAGAAACGAAGCCAGUCUAAGGAGAAAGGAACAAGAGAGGUGGAAAGUGGUAGCAAGAAGGAGGAGACAGAAACUAAAGAUGAGACGAUUUUGGCUGUAUCCACACCGAAGGAGAAGAGGCGGAGUCCUUCCCCAUUUGGAAAGAACUCUGUGGAACCGGUGAAAGACGGACAAGCGGGAACGUCAAAUCAGAUGGGAAGUUCUUCGUCCCUGCGAUCAAAUCUGUCAGCAAGAGAGGCAUGGACUGACCGCAGUGAGUCAGGUACUCCAACAGAGAAAGCAGAGAAGAAGAAAACAAGGCGUUCAAGUGCAGUUAGUGUUCUCUCAAUUUCUUCUGUAGACAAGAAUAAACAAGAAAACUCGGACAUAGUGAGUAUUAAGUCGGCUGCCACCCUGGAGCGUGAGGCGAAAGAGCAGCAUGCAUACAUCCCGUACCUAUAUGCCCGGGACUACCUGGUGCACGUGGUGGACGACAUGAAAGAUAUGAAGACGAAUCACAUCCGCAUUGUCCAUGAUAUCGAGUCGUACUACAAGGCAAUCGAAGAUGAAACCCAGUCCCAGUUUAACUUGUUUGUGAUCUGUUUGCGACACCAGUAUUCUGACAAGGUGAAGACGUUCAGACAGGUGAUAGACAUUCACAGACACGAGCUCGAAAAGAAAGAGACUUACUACAAAGAACUGAUUAAUAGUUUAAUGGAAAGAAACAAGCGGCUGCUUCAAGAUAAGAAGAUUUUGCUUGUGAAAAACAAAGUAGAAAUCGAUCGUGUAGAAAAAGAAAAGGGGGAAAUUGCUAGACAAAUGACAUUGUUGGUAGACAAGGCAAAUGCAUCGGCAACCACAGCGGGAAAAGAACAAGUCUCCAAAUUUGAACAGCUAGAGAAAGAAAAGCAGACAUUGCUGGAACAGAAAUCUGAGAUGCAAGUUCUUCUCACUGAAAAGGAAGAGAAAUUGCAUGAACUUGAAACAGCCUUGUCACAAGCUUCCGUAGUACCCAUCCCAAUUGUCAAGGAAACCAGGGAGGUGCUUUCUGCCGAGAAGAAAACGGAAACCUCGACCGCUGUGUUGGUUGGUGCGGUCGCUCUGGGGGAACAGGAGCGGGAACAACAGGAGGAAGAACGUCAUGACAUGCAGAAUGAGAGGGAAGAGCUCACUCAGGAAAGACAACUCAUGGAGGAAAGCCGGAAUAGCUUUGAUGAAGAAAGGAAGACUUGGAUGGAAGAGAUUAGCAGACUACAAACAGAUGUUGCACAACUUACACAGGAAUCAGCAGAAUGGAAGGCUAGUUUUGAGAGCAUGAAGUCCCAGGCUGAAGAUAAUGCCUCACUGUGUUCACAAUACCGGGUACUGGAGGACCAGUACAAGGCUCUGUCACUGAUUGUCGUGUCAUCCGAGGCAUCCAAGGCUGCAGCUGAGGAAAACAUUACUAAAGUGAAUGAAGAGAAAACUAUGAUGGCAGAGGAGAAGAAACGUCUUGAAGCUGACAUUAAGAAUUGGGAGGCUGAUUUCAAGAAGAAAAAUGGACGAGCUCCAACUGAGGAUGACAAACCUGAUUCAGCCAAGGAGAUGUACACGCAGUUUGGUGAAGUUGAGUUGAUGGUUAGCUCCCUGGAUAACAAGAUUGAUACUCUUGAACAUGUGAAGAGUGGGGAUGUUCCUCCCCCUCCUAAAGCAGCCCCCAUGCCGGUAGCAGUUCCUGAUCCUCAAGUUGUCGAGGUGAAAGUUCCUGAUCCAACAGUGUUGGCAGCAUUGGAGAAAAGUCAAGCAGAGUUAUCUGCUCUUCAACUGCAAAUGUCAAAUAUCCAACAGGAGAAAUCAGACCUUCACGAAAAGAUCAGCCAAUUGAACUCUGACCUCUCAGAAAGCAGACUUCGCAUAAAUGAGCUGGAAGCAGAGUUAUCUAACCUGCCUGCACAUGGCGAUACUGUCGACUCAGUAGUUGUAAUGAGUAGUCAGUCUGAAGAAAAAGUUGUGGAAUUGAUUACUGUGUUAGAAGAAAAAGACAAUGAGCUGGAACGUCUUCGAAAAGACAACUUGGAUAUGCAAAAAGAUAUGAAGAAAAUGAUUCGCAAGUACGAGAAGGUUGAAGCGAAGAUGAAGAAACUUUCCGAGUUCAAACAAGCCCAGAUUCUACUGGAGGCUGUUGUUGCUUUGGCCCAUGAAGUUCACAGAGAAGUGCCUGAUGCUGCUGAAAACGUGAAUAAACGACACGCGCAGGCUGGUGAGGAGUUGACCAACUUGAAAGACAGUAAACUGAAGGCACAGAAAAACAUUGACAACUGGGAGCAGAAAUUCAAGAAAAAACUAAAACGAGAAGCUUCGGAAAAAGACAGGGAUGACGAAGUGUCCAAGCUAUACAGGAGUCUAGAAGACCUGUCACAAGAACAAGAGGAGAAGAACAUCAGCCUCCAGGCUAUCAAUCUGUUGCAGACCGGCGUCGUCAAGACGACAGAAACUAAACAACAACGACCACAGUCUGCACAAAUCUCUGCUACUCCUGUUGAAGAUGUCGACCAGCAGCUGAGUGUACUAGAUGAAAAGGUCAUUGAUUUGGAGACUGAGAACGAGGCUCUAAAGGGAGAUAAGCAGAGGUUGGAAGACAAAAUAAAGAAUUUAGAGGAGAAAGUCAAGGACCUACAUGAACAAGUAGUUGCGGGAGCAAGCAUUGAGACUAUUGCACAGGAUUCUAAGGAAAUAUCCCUUGAAGUACUAGCCCUGCAGAAAGAGAUUGACGGUUUGAAUGCCAAUCUACAUAAAGUUGGUGCAGAACUUGACGAGGCCAGAGAUGAGCGGGAUGAAGCCAAAACGCAGGUCAUCGCUGUCAAUGAACAACUUGCUAAUGAGCGAACCGAGCUGGAAGGAAAAAUUAAUAAGUUUAAGAAAAUGCUGGAAGCUAAAGUGAAAUCACUAGAAGAGGAGCUGGCUUCCACAAAGAAGAGACUGGAAGAAGUAGAGGCGGCAAGACUUGCUAAUGUUCCACUUGACACAGCCAAGGAAAUAAAGAACUUGCAAAAGAAAAUUGCACUUCUGGAGAAAGAGAAAAGUGGAUCAGGUACUGCCACUGCAGGCCUCCAGGCACAGAUAUCGGAGCUGGAGAACAAGCUGGUCGUGGUGCAAAAACAUCUCGAAACUCAGAAGAAUGCUAACAAGGAGCUGGAUUUGAAGGCGAAAGCUGCCAAGUCUGAGAAGGAGAAAGCAAUCAGAGAUCUGACCAAUCAGCUGCAGAAGAAAGAAGAACAGCGAGCAUCACUGGAGACAAAACUGAUGAAUGCACAGCUUGGAAAGCAAAAAGUAGGAGCAGUGGUAAUACCAACAAAGGCUGGAGCUGCUGACACUAAAGCCAUGAAGGAUCAGCUGUCGACGAUGAAGAAAGAGAACACAGAGUUGAAUAUGAAGAUAAAACAUCUGGAGCGAGAGGCUCGACAGGGCGGGGCGGGUGGAGGUGAUGCUGCAGCUGAUAAAAACCUAAUAAAGAGACAUGAGAAGAUUUUGAAGGAGUUGGAGAAGAAAUAUGAGAUGGAGAAAGCCAAGAAUGAAAAACUUUUUGCCAAUUUCAAGACUGCUGACGAGGAGUUAAAACAAGCUCUCAAGACUGUUGACCAGCAAGUUUCCGAAAUAAGGAAGCUGCAGGCUGAAUUGUCUGCCCUUGGGGUAGCGGCUAAAGAAGGCGUGGAAGCAGCCAGCAAAGUGAAAUAUUUAGAAAAGGAAGUGAAGAAACUGACUGAGGAGAACAAAGUGCUUGUGGAGAAUUUCAAUAGUGAGAGGGUACUGAGGAAGAAGUAUUACAACAUGGUUGAAGACAUGAAGGGGAAGAUCCGCGUGUACUGCAGAGUCCGGCCGCUUGUUAGCAGUGAGAGAGAAAGAGGCAAUGUCUCUGUUUUGAAAUCUCCUGAUGAAUACACGGUACAAGUCCAGUCCAGCAGAGGUCUGAAGGAAUUCCAGUAUGAUCAAAUCUUCAUGGAAGACGCAUCACAGGAAAAAGUCUUCACUGAUGUGGAUACUCUGAUACAGUCGGCAGUUGACGGUUACAACGUGUGCAUCUUUGCAUAUGGUCAGACGGGAUCUGGUAAAACGUUCACCAUGAUUGGUGAUCAGGAACAGAAUCAUCCAGGCAUUGCUCCUAGAGCCUUCCAGAGAAUCUUCCAACUGGCUGAAGAUAACAAAUCCAAGUUUAAAACCAGCAUCUCGGUGUACAUGUUGGAAUUGUACAACGAUAAACUCAUCGACCUGUUUGCUAAACCUGGCAGUUAUGAUGAUGAACGAUUGGACAUCAAGAAAGACCAGAAGGGCAUGGUGUUUAUCCAGGGAGCGGCGGUGAAGAUCGCCACCAACACAAAGGAGCUGUUCGCACUGUUUGAAGAUGGAUCCAAGAACAGACACACCGCAUCAACGAUGAUGAACUCUGAAAGUUCACGUUCUCAUUUGAUUCUUGGGAUUGUGAUGGAGAGCACUAACAAACUCACAGGUCAAGUGUUGAAGGGAAAGCUGAGCUUGGUGGAUCUGGCGGGCAGUGAAAGAGUUGCAAAGACCCAGGCUGGAGCUGAACAGCUCAAGGAAGCGAUGUCCAUCAACAAGUCAUUAUCUGCGCUAGGAGACGUCAUCUCUGCUCUGAGCAGUGAGCAGUCGUUCAUCCCAUACCGUAACAACAAGCUCACGAUGCUGAUGCAGGAUUCGCUCGGAGGAAACGCCAAGACGCUCAUGUUCGUCAACGUCUCCCCGGCCGAUUACAACACGGACGAAACCGUCGUAUCACUCACCUAUGCUUCUCGAGUGAAACUGAUCACCAAUGAUGCAACGAAGAAUGCCGAGAACAAGGAAAUUGCCAGACUUAAAGCUAUAAUUCAGAAGCUGAAGAAAGGAGAUGCAGUAGAUGAAGAUGUGUAGACAACGACUGUUUGUGGCGUGUGCAUUGUGUAGACAACGACUGUGUGUGCGUGUUCAUUGUGGAAGCUACAGUUAUUGAAAGAAAUAUGGCUGUGCCAUUGUCAUUGUGAAUUUAAGACAGUUGUUCCAAGUGUUUCAACUUUAUUUAGGAAAUAUUUAUUUUUCAUUUUGCUUUGAUAAUCUGGGACGCUAUUAUAUUUUUGCCGUAUGUCAGUAUUGUUGUCUUACAAAUGUUUAUUUAAAUAAUUUUUAUACAUUUUUGUAUUAUUUGUUAUCAAUGAUUUUUCAAAAGUGAACUUUGAAACAAUAUCAAAAGAUUUUAAUUUUAUAUUGUUACAAACUAAUUUAUGAUUAUAUUUAUUAUUUUACAUACUAAUCAUUUUGUGAUGAUUGCAAAAAUCCCAUCAAAAUCAAAAAUUUUGAUUUACUAAUCAUUAUUUUCUAGGAAUGUACGUAUUUAAUAAGAUUUUAAAAAUAAAUGUUCUAGUAAUUUCAGUUAGUAACUCAUUUGUUGUUAUAGAGUUUACAUUUUGAAAUACAAUGUAUUAUUUUUGGUUUUAAUGUUUUUAUAUACUAACCAUUUUAAGUAAACUACUAUUUUGUACACAGUUACAUACUAAUAAUUUUGGUAAAUAAUGCAGUUGUGAAUUUCCAUUUCGUAAUAUAUAUUCUGGCAUCUAUGCAAUGUUUUAUGCAUUUUAUUUUUUAUAUUAUUUAAAUGCAUUCCGUCCAUAUUAAUAUAUUUGAAGUGAAAGUAAGGUUUUGUAUAUUAAAAAAAAAUUGCAUUUACUUGUGGCAUACAUUGUCUGAAAGUCUGUUUUUCACUUACCAAACAUAAUGCAUUUGACCAUAUAGGGAGUAAUAUUGCAUUUAAAAGUAGAAUUUUGUUUCAUUAAUAAGUGACGUUUAAAAAAAAGGUUUACAUUCAGCACAUUUCCUCCGACUUACAAAAAGGAUUAUAUUUGAAGAAAUUUUGUAUAGACUUCACACUUUAUCCUUUUCCAGGCUUCUAACUUCACUAAAUUUGACAAGCUAGGGACUUUUUACAAUUAGUCAAUUUAAAAAAAAAAAAUCCUUUGGUGGUAAUGUUAAGGUUAGAAAUGGAAUCAGGGAUGUGAGAGCUACAUGGAAACGCGUAAAUGCGUUUUUCCAUUUCGUCUAAAAAAAUCAAAAACAUGUUCAGUACUGUUGACCACACAAGGUUCAUUUGCAUGUUUUCACGGUUUCAAUUUUAUGAUGUAUAUUAUAAGUUAUAACCAGUUUAGAUUUUUUAGCACUGAAUGCAAUUUUUGGCAGUUCCAGAGAUUGCAAACAACAAUUUUCCUUCAGGGGCCCUUGAGCGGCUCCUGGACCCCAGCCACAGUAAGUUUUCUUGUUCCAGCCCCUUUCACGUCCCUGUGGAAUACAGAAAAUGUCUUAGAAGGGAAGAGAGAUGAGUCUAGGGGAUUGAGUGCAAGACAGGCCAAAUAGUAAAUCACAUCAGCACACGUUCAUUUUCACUUUAUUACUAAUAUAUCUGCAUUUGUUGUCAUUUAAUUAUGAACCAUUUUAUCAGUUAUAGUUUUCAUUCGUUUAUAUGCUUACUGUGAUACACUGUUGGCUUAACUGUGAUCUUUUAAAAUAUUUCUAUAAUAUUUGUUCUUUUAUUGGAAAUAAUUUUGGGGUUGUAUUUUUAUUAUUUUUUUACGUAUGUAUUUGUCCAUCUAUGGAAAUGCACUUUUGAAUAUAUGCAAAAUACUGGAAUUACAAGAUUGACUAAUCCAUUUAUUUUAUUUUUCUACUCCAUCAAUAAGUUAAGAGUAUAAUGUAUAAUAUUCAGCACAACUUUCGUUGUUAAUUUUUAGCUGCAUUCAACAUUGGGAUUCUGUUACAGUAAUGUUUCUUGUUUUCAAGAAGGUUUCAAUGUUAUGAUGUAGGAAAAUAUGUCUAAAAUAUUUUUAAUUAUGCAGUUAAUCAGUUGGCUUUGGGAGAACCAACAAUUCAAAAUCCAUAGCAUGUUUAUUAAGAUGAUCAGUUACAUGUAUUAAUUCUUCUCUCAUGUUUCAUGUAUGUCAUGAUAAACAAUUUGUGCACGUCUUAAAUUUGUGCAACAUGUGGUCAAUGAGACUAUCCGGUUUGGAUAUUCCACACAUCACCAUUGUAAUGCAUGACUGCAAUUAGUUCUGUCAUCCAUCAAAAAAUACAUGCAGUUACUUAACUUGACAUAUUUUGUUUCCAAAUAUAACUUGCUAAAGUUGAGUAUUAUAGUUGAGGAUUGAGUUACUAGCAGUCUAAGAUGUCAGUUAUUGAGAAACUCUGUGCAAUGCUCACAGUAUAUUAUUUUUAGGUCUUUGAAAGUCUUUAAAUUGUAGUAAAAGUCUUUAAAUUCUCACAAAUGAUAGCCAAAGCAAUGAUAUAUUUUACAGCUGCAUGCAUUUGAUAUUUUCCAGUUACAAGGUUUAAUCUGUUAUGAUGCAUUUUAAAAAGCUCAAUUAUUUUGUCAUGGACAGCAAUGUAAAUGAACUGAUUUGGUAUUUUUUAUCGCAUUCUAUUGUCUUUGACGGCUGUGUAAAAGUCUUUGAAAAUGGCAGGUAAAAGUCUUUGAAUUUGUUUGGUCUUUAACGCUAUGAAUCCUGGUUACAUAAAAUAUUUUAUUACCUCGGUGGUCACUCAUAACGGGAAAUAUUUUCCAUAUUUUCUCAGUGAGAAAUAUUCUGCAUUGGUGUAACGUAUAAUAUUAUUGGACGAUUUGACGCCUACAAACCAAUGAUAUUGUCGGUACAAAAUAUGACAUCAUCACAAUUUAGCAAACACAAAAUGACAUCAUGUAGUUUAAAGAGUUUGCAGUCCUGACUGUGUUUUCAGCAUUAAAUUUAUAACAAAAUGUAAUUUUAAUGCAGUUAUAGAUUAUUUUUAGCAGAAUAAAGAGAACUUUUGUUUUUGAAAAUUAUCUGUGAAUGUGAUUAGAAUACAAAGUUAUUGCAAUACUGUGAACAGUGUGGAAAGUGGUUUACAUCAUUUCUAUGCAUGUGUAAAAAAAAUAAAGGCUUUUAGAGGCAAAAUUGUUGGAGAUUAUUUCGCUCGGGACAUAAAUUUGAUAAUAACAGGUAACUUGUUUAUUAUCUUCUAUUUACAUUUUGCUGUAUACAUAUUAGUAAAAUAAAACAAAAUUGGCUUUUAAAUGUACUGUGUCAUAGAUAAACAAAGGUUUAGUCUUUAAACAAAUCUAGCAUAAAAUAUUUAUAUACCAGUUUUUAAAGCUUUGAGAAUUAUUUUCUUUUCUUAUCAAUGUUGUAUUAAUUCUGUGAUAUUUUUUAAGGCUGGUCCUUGAUAUAUAUAUUCUUAUUGACUAUUCACUACAGGAAGUGAAAAUGUUUUUUUUUGUACUUGGU
Molecule: messenger RNA, 8569 nt
Organism: Gigantopelta aegis
Lineage: Eukaryota; Metazoa; Mollusca; Gastropoda; Neomphalida; Peltospiridae
Product: COP1-interactive protein 1-like
Exons: 41
Coding region: 114-5198 (1694 amino acids)
Biological process (GO): microtubule-based movement
Molecular function (GO): ATP binding; microtubule binding; microtubule motor activity
Source: RefSeq, a predicted model, not a curated record